CACUGACCCACCUCUUCUUCUCCACUUUUCCCUUCCAGUGUGCAGCAUCUGAAAAUGGCGAAGUUACUCCUCCUUCACACCCCUCACUUCACCCCCAAAAUCCACCACCGAUCCUUCACUUCCAUCCUCUCCAAAUCCCAAACCAUCUCAUUCCUCCGCCUCUCCUCCUCCCCUUCUCCGCCGCUCUCCAUUUUCCACCCUCCGUUCUCUCCUCUCCCUUCCAUCCCAUCUCUUUCCUCCCCAGUCAUCCAAUCCCACCGAAGACUAAUCCCUGCCUUUUCAUUUUCCUCUCGAGCCUUCGAUGAUUCCUCCUCCCCUCCUGAGACCCAGAUUGAACAAGAAUUGGAACACCAACAGAAAGAAGAACCCGACCGAAUUCAAAGUGGUCGAAAGACCGAGACUGAGGAUUACCCUAGUGGGGAGUUCGAGUACGAGAAGAUGGGUGCUUGGAAGAGUUUCAUUGUCAAGUUAAAGAUGCUUUUCGCCUUCCCUUGGGAACGCAUUCGCAAGGGCAGUGUCUUGACUAUGAAACUGCGCGGCCAGAUAUCUGACCAGCUAAAGAGCCGUUUCUCUUCAGGACUGUCUCUGCCACAAAUUUGUGAGAAUUUCAUAAAAGCUGCAUAUGAUCCUCGGAUUAGUGGCGUUUACCUUCACAUUGAACCAUUAAAUUGUGGUUGGGGAAAAGUUGAAGAAAUUCGGAGACAUAUCUUGAAUUUUAAGAAAUCAGGUAAAUUCCUUAUUGCAUAUGUCCCUGUGUUUGGGGAGAAAGAGUAUUAUCUUGCCUGCGCAUGCGAAGAGCUUUAUGCCCCACCAAGUGCCUAUUUUUCUUUGUAUGGUUUGACUGUUCAAGCAUCAUUCCUUAGAGGUAUUCUUGAGAAAGUAGGUAUUGAACCAGAAGUGCAAAGGAUUGGUAAAUAUAAAAGUGCUGGAGACCAGCUUAUGCGCAAGAGUAUGUCUGAAGAAAAUUGCAAGAUGCUUACUGCAUUGCUAGAUAACAUCUAUGGGAAUUGGGUGGAUGUUGUUUCUUCUACAAAAGGAAAGAAGCGACAAGAUAUUGAGAAAUUCAUUAAUGAAGGAGUCUAUAAAGUAGAAAGUCUGAAGGAAAAGGGCUUGAUAACAGAUAUUCAUUAUGAUGAUGAGAUUAUCUCAAUGUUGAAAGAGAGACUCGGGAUCCAAAAGGAUAAAAAUCUUCCACUGGUUGAUUACAGGAAAUACUCUAGUGUUAGGAAGUGGACUCUUGGUUUAACUGGUGGUAGAGACCAAAUAGCAGUGAUCAGAGCCUCUGGGAGCAUUAGUCGUGUCCGAAGCCCAUUAAGUACACCUACUUCAGGUGUCAUUGGGGAGCAGAUCAUUGAGAAGAUUCGUAGGAUCAGAGAGUCAAAACGAUACAAAGCUGCUAUCAUCCGAAUUGAUAGCCCAGGAGGUGAUGCUCUUGCUUCAGAUUUAAUGUGGAGGGAAAUCAGGCUUUUGGCUGCAUCAAAACCUGUCAUUGCAUCCAUGUCUGAUGUGGCAGCUAGCGGGGGAUACUAUAUGGCUAUGGCAGCUGGGACCAUUGUUGCAGAGAAUCUAACCUUGACUGGUUCAAUAGGAGUUGUCACAGGGAGGUUUAGUUUGGAGAAAUUAUAUGAGAAAAUUGGAUUCAAUAAGGAGAUCAUAUCAAGAGGAAGAUUUUCUGAACUCCGUGCUGCUGACCAACGAACUCUCAGACCAGAUGAAGCAGAACUUUUUGCCAAUUCCGCACAGAAUACGUAUAAGCAAUUUCGGGAUAAGGCAGCCUUUUCAAGAUCAAUGAGUAUAGAUGAGAUGGAAGAGGUUGCACAAGGUAGAGUAUGGACGGGUAAAGAUGCUGCUUCACAUGGUUUGAUUGAUGCUAUUGGUGGGUAUUCUCGUGCUAUUGCCAUUGCAAAACAAAAGGCCAACAUACCCCCAGACACAAAGGUUACUCUUGUUGAGCUGUCAAGGCCCUCUCCAACGCUGCCAGAGAUCUUAAGUGGCAUAGGGAAUUCCUUAGUCGGAGUUGACAGAGCAGUAAAAGAACUCUUACAAGACUUGACAUACUCUGAUGGAGUUCAAGCUCGAAUGGACGGAAUCAUGUUCCAGAGACUAGAAGGAUACACUAAUGCCAGCCCCAUCUUCAGUUUGAUAAAAGAUUACCUCAGUUCACUUUGACCUCUGAAAGUUACCUCAUUUCUUCCUUUUUCUUUUCUUCCAUAAUACAUUUUUUUUUCCUUUACAUUAUUUUAGAUAGAUCCUCUAUACAAAUGCUGGUGAGAAACAGGAUCCAGUGAUCCAGCCUGUUUCUAAGAAAAAGGGGUAGUCAAAUAUGGGCGGUCUGUAAUGUUUAAUACUCCAAAAACCAAAGCAUUUGAUUAUUUGCACAUUAAGGUUUUCAAGUGUGAAUAAGAUCGUCGGCAGAGGCGGCGAAAGGGGGACCCUGAGGGGCGCAGCCCCCCUAAACUUUUAAAAAUAAAAAUUUCGGUCCAUU
Rubroshorea leprosula is the source of this 2485-nucleotide messenger RNA. NCBI's taxonomy places the organism in Eukaryota, Viridiplantae, Streptophyta, Magnoliopsida, Malvales, Dipterocarpaceae. The record is from the annotation of a GenBank genome assembly.